This is a messenger RNA of Eruca vesicaria subsp. sativa (arugula), 1260 nucleotides long. The record is from the annotation of a GenBank genome assembly. NCBI's taxonomy places the organism in Eukaryota, Viridiplantae, Streptophyta, Magnoliopsida, Brassicales, Brassicaceae.
AUGCCGGUGGCAGCUUCCGCCAUCUACUUUCUCAAUCUCCGCGGCGAUGUUCUCAUCAACCGCACUUACCGAGACGACGUCGGGGGAAACAUGGUGGAUGCAUUUCGAACGCAUAUAAUGCAAACCAAGGAGCUAGGUAACUGUCCCGUUCGUCAGAUUGGUGGAUGCUCUUUCGUCUAUAUGCGUAUCAGCAAUGUCUACAUUGUAAUUGUUGUUAGUAGCAAUGCUAAUGUAGCUUGUGGUUUCAAAUUCGUUGUUGAGGCUGUUGCUUUGUUUAAAUCAUACUUUGGUGGAGCUUUUGAUGAAGACGCUAUUAAGAAUAACUUUGUUCUCAUUUACGAAUUGUUGGAUGAGAUCAUGGACUUUGGCUAUCCACAGAAUCUCUCCCCUGAGAUUUUAAAGCUUUACAUUACUCAAGAAGGUGUACGCUCACCUUUUUCUUCCAAGCCGAAGGACAAGCCUGUUCCAAAUGCAACAUUACAAGUUACGGGUGCUGUUGGUUGGAGAAGAGAGGGCCUUUCUUAUAAAAAGAAUGAGGUGUUUCUGGAUAUUGUGGAAAGCGUAAACCUUCUUAUGUCCUCUAAAGGCAAUGUUCUUCGGUGUGAUGUGACGGGGAAAGUUCUAAUGAAAUGCUUCCUUUCGGGAAUGCCUGAUCUGAAGUUGGGGUUGAAUGAUAAAAUUGGUCUUGAGAAGGAAUCGGAAAUGAAAUCUCGUCCAGCUAAGAGAUUCAACUCCGAGAAGACUGUUAGUUUUGUUCCACCGGAUGGUGAAUUUGAACUGAUGAAGUAUCGGAUUACAGAGGGCGUGAAUCUACCGUUCCGCGUUUUACCUACAAUCAAAGAGCUUGGUCGUACACGCAUGGAAGUAAAUGUCAAAGUCAAAAGUGUGUUUGGCGCUAAAAUGUUUGCCCUUGGCGUUGUAGUUAAAAUUCCAGUGCCAAAACAAACAGCAAAAACCAACUUCCAAGUGACAACUGGUCGCGCUAAGUACAAUCCAUCAAUCGAUUGCUUGGUUUGGAAGAUAAGAAAGUUUCCAGGACAAACAGAGUCCACACUGAGUGCAGAAAUUGAAUUGAUCUCAACAAUGGGAGAUAAGAAAUCGUGGACAAGGCCACCAAUCCAAAUGGAGUUUCAGGUGCCAAUGUUCACAGCAUCUGGUUUGCGAGUACGGUUCCUCAAGGUGUGGGAGAAGAGCGGUUACAACACGGUUGAGUGGGUUCGAUACAUAACGAAAGCGGGAUCAUAUGAGAUCAGAUGCUGA